This is a messenger RNA of Drosophila simulans, 1585 nucleotides long. It is a transcript of the gene Cda9, whose product is annotated as chitin deacetylase 8. Gene Ontology annotation, biological process: carbohydrate metabolic process. Bases 303 to 1514 code for a protein of 403 amino acids. The transcript has 3 exons. Gene Ontology annotation, molecular function: hydrolase activity, acting on carbon-nitrogen (but not peptide) bonds. The record is from RefSeq and is a predicted model, not a curated record. NCBI's taxonomy places the organism in Eukaryota, Metazoa, Arthropoda, Insecta, Diptera, Drosophilidae.
AACUCGGCAAAUCUCAGCUGCUAAGUUCUUUGGUUAUGCUAAUGAGACAAACUUUGGCCACUCCGAUCGUUGGCAUGUCUAUAAUUGAAAGUUCUGUCUCUUUUUGGUUGAAUGAAGUUGGUAUUGCUCUGCGGAUGAAACAAGGUCACUUGAGGAAACCCCACCCAAUUGAGACACACCUUGUGCCGAACAAGCAAAUCAUAUUUUGAGCCCCAAGAAACCGAUAAGAUAUCACCUUUUCCCGAAGGUUAUAAGAAGACCAUCGAGCAUCGAUGGCUGAGCAUAGAGCUUUCUAGCCCGGCAUGAAGUACUCUACCUUGCUAAUUCUGGGCCUAAUUUUGACCCUGGCCCUCACGGGCGAGGCCAAGUCCAAGUCCAAAAAGCAGAAAAAUAAGCAGAAGGACCUGGCCCAGCAAGAGGCAAUCCUGCCAAUGGCCGAACCCUGCAAACCCAGCAAGUGCAAAUUACCCGAUUGCCGCUGCUCCGAUGCCGUUUUACCCACAUCCAAGUUCCAGGGCAAGGAGAACGAGAUUCCGCAGUUCGUGACCAUCACUUUCGAUGACGCUGUAAAUGCUGUCAACUUCGCCCAGUACGAGCUGCUCUUUGAUGGAUUGAUCAAUCCAGAUGGAUGUGGAGCCGCCGGUACCUUCUUUUUGUCCCACGAGUACACGGAUUACGCGAGGGUGAAUGCACUCUAUAGGGCCGGUCACGAGAUAGCCCUACAUUCGGUGACCCAUGGAGAUGGCACCGAUUACUGGCGAUCGGCUGAUGUGGCGACCAUCGAGCGAGAGUUUGGAGCGCAGCUCAAAAUGUUGGAGACCUUUGCCAAAGUGGAUCCCAAGAAGAUUCAGGGAAUGCGCCUGCCGUUCCUCCAAAUUUCGGGCAAUAACACCUUUGAAGCAGCCCGUCGCUUGGGCUUGACCUACGACAGUUCCUGGCCAACGCAAAAGUUCAAGGAUCCGGCCAUGUGGCCCUACACCCUGGACUACAAGUCCAAUCAGGACUGUCAAAUAGGACCCUGUCCAGAGGCAUCCAUUCCCGGAUUCUGGGUGAAUCCCAUGGUCACGUGGACCGAUACUGAGGGCUACAGUUGCUCCAUGAUCGAUGCUUGCGUUUACCCGCCCGAGGACGAUGUGGACGAGCUGUUCGACUGGAUGAUGGAGAACUUCAAUAGGCACUAUCUUGGCAAUAGAGCUCCCUUCGGGAUGUAUCUGCAUGCUGCUUGGUUUUCGCGUGGUCGCAAUUACUUUGGUGCCUUUAAAAAAUUCAUUAACCACCUGAACACCUAUUCGGAUGUGUAUUUCACCGGAAUUUCACGAAUGUUGGAGUACGUGAGAAAGCCCACGCUGGGCUCCCCGUUCAAGGACUGUCCCGGUUUGCCGGAGGCUGAGUGUCGAGCGGUCCAGUGCCACGUCCAAAAGAUGUCCACCGGCGAGGACCGCUACAUGACCGUAUGCGACAAGUGCCCGUCCGUCUAUCCCUGGCUGGACAAUCCUCUGGGUCAGCAGCUCUAAGCCCGCCAGCCUUUCGCGCAUGAAGCGUGUACACUUCAAAAAAUAAAACGAAAUUUCUGAAUAGAAAAAUA